Synchiropus splendidus (mandarinfish) is the source of this 4814-nucleotide messenger RNA. RefSeq names its product ALG1 chitobiosyldiphosphodolichol beta-mannosyltransferase (gene alg1). Bases 2834 to 4321 code for a protein of 495 amino acids. Gene Ontology annotation, molecular function: mannosyltransferase activity. The record is from RefSeq and is a predicted model, not a curated record. Gene Ontology annotation, cellular component: endoplasmic reticulum. NCBI's taxonomy places the organism in Eukaryota, Metazoa, Chordata, Actinopteri, Syngnathiformes, Callionymidae. The transcript is spliced from 14 exons.
UGAUGUCCUGCUCUGUCAGGUAGUAGUUGAGGUACCCGCCCAGAGCGCCGACCGCCACCGCCGUCAUGUGACUGGAGCAGCCAUCUGAGGAGAGCAAGAGUUGCUGCCUUUCCUGCGUGGACGCGCUUUAACACCAGCACUCACCGGGCAGCACUUUCUCCCGCCGCUUCACUCUGGUGUGCGGCUGCAGCUGCUCCAGAAGUUCGUCUCCGAUCCGCUCCGACUCCACACUUCCUGUUGGGUCACCAGAACACCCAGUCAUCUUCUCGUCCCCCUCCCUCCGUCCGACCAUCGUGGGACUCACUGUCUCUGCCGAAGCAGCCGACCUCGCUGUCCUGCAGUCGCAUCACAUGCUGCAGCCAGUCGGCUUUGUAGAAGUCUGAGAAGCCUGAGAGUCCACAGAUGAGGACUGUUGAAAGCCAGAGAACAAUGGCGUGAAUGACAGAACCCCCACCCCUGACUAUACAAUCCACUAUACUGUUCUCGAUGAAGAUGUCGACCAUCUGCUCUGUCAGACCAUCUCGGAUGACGUCUUGGUUGGCCUUCAUCAUGUUGGAGCAGAAGAUCUUCUGGUAGUUCUGCUCGGUCAUGUUGGCUCGGGACGCCCGGGUGUCUCCCUUCAGCAGGUUUGAGCAGCCGUUCUGGACCGGAACAAACUUGGGUUAGAAUGAAACCUUGUGGGGUCUGAGGAGACACUGAGAGCUCACCAUCUUCCCGAUCAUGAAGUAGAGCAGCUGGUGAGACAGGGAGUAAUGAGGACAACCGAAGCGGGUCAUGAUGUCACGACAUGGUUUCGUCACAAUGCAGGGGGUCCCCUUGACCUUCCUGCGCACACACACACACAAGUCAAUGCAGCAUCCGAAGAUAUCAGCGAGAAUCACCGUCUUCAGUUCUGCUGUCGUCAUCAUCAUCCUCACUGACUCCAACUUCAUCAUUCCACUCUCUACAUCCUCAUCAUCAUCAUCAUCACUGAGGUCACCCCGUGUUGUGUGUUCAGUCACCAGGUUCCCAGCAGCAGCGUCAGGCACUUGUCACUGAGCUGCUCGUCGUAGCACUCGCUCGCCUGAGUGGAGAGGAAGACCAGGGUCGGGUCUGUGGAGGUCCACUGCUGAGGGAUGGACCAGAACGUCCAGGACAGAAGAGGCUCAAACUCUGCCACACAAGAGCAACAGACAUCAUCACUCCCCCUGAGGGAUGGUGCCCGCGCGCUGCUCACCUUGGUAGUACUUGGGGUCAUUCUGUUGCAGGGCAGCGAUGGCCUUGUCAAUGCUGUCGUCCAGGCGCUUGACCAGAGCCACGGCCGACGUCCUCUGCGACCAGCUGACCGGGUCCGAGUGAGGCCAGGUCCGGAUCGCCUCCUUCAGCUCAGCUGCACCCCAGAGAGGGGCGAGAGUCAGUGUGCCUGCCGUCUGAGCUGCUUCAGAACCACAGCCGUGUUUAAAAACAGCUGCUAGUUAUUGUGAUUCGGUCUGUUUACAUAGAUGAACCGGGACCAGGCAGAUCUUCAACGGCCGUUGGGGGCCCAUGGACCGGACAUUGACAAACCACUGCAGCGUGAUCAUAAUAAACACGGGUGUCAGAUCACUCUGACUGGUGUGACCUCCAGGACCACUUACCCAGCAGCAUGGAGAAGCCCACCACUCCGUCCAGGUUGAUUUGUUCGUGCUGCCGCGCCAGAAACGCGGCACCGCGAUCCAGACUGCCGAGGAUGUCGUCGAUAACGUCCGCCUGAGCGCCGCGGGCGGCGGCGAGAAAAGCGAGCAGUAGCAGCUUCAUCCAGCCCGAGAGCGAGAGCGAGAGCGAGAGGUCGAGGUGCCGCAGGACGGAGGGAGACUCAGCCAGGCCGGACUCACGCAGCGCAGAUGCCCGGAGGGAGGACGGGGGCUGGUGACGUCAUGAGAGAGCGGUUCUGUCAAACUAACACAGGUUUCCUGAAUCUGACAUGAACAUGUGCGGGAGAAUUAAUCUUAAACUGAACAGCUGGGAUCAAUUCCGGUCACUCGCCACCACUGAACUCGAGUAAGUCGCAGAAACAGAACGAAUGUACUUGCCAACACAUUUGUUUCACUAGUUUUUCUAUACAUUCCUACUUCCAGCAUUCACGCUUCUCAUUUCUUCUCAAGUAUGUACCUUCAAGGUACUUAGUGUGCUACUUGAUAUAAACUGCAGGUUCUAUUUGACAGCUGAAAACAUGCCGAGGCGAAUGGCUUCUUCAUUACAACAGAAUAAAAUAAACGACUGUACCGUCAUCCAUCUGCUCAAUCACCUUUGUCGAACAUACAAUUUCAAUGUUGUUCCGUUUUCUAUCUUCAAAGUCGAUAAAACAGAGAGGCCACUUAUGCAAUAGUACAGAAGGGAAGUUGUUGGAAACAAUAACACAGUUUUAUUCUAUAUUUUGUCAUCACAAUAAUUUGUUUAUUUACUAUUACUACUAAAGGUUAUUCAACUUUAAGUGGAUAACACAAAUUUAGAUGCUUAUUCGGAACAGUGAAAAUAAAAGACAAAUGAAGAGUUAUAAUAAUAAUACGUUUUAUUUAAAAGCGCCUUUCUGAACACUCAAGGACACUGUACAGGAAGUAAGAACAAUACCAAUAAAAGAGCAAUAAAAUCAAUAAAAACACACAAAAAGACAGAAAAUGGCAUGUAGGUGGAAGGGUGAUAAAUUACUCGUCAGUCAUCACCAAUAUUUGUUGUAUCGGAGCAAAUACAUUUUGGUGAGCGCAGAACAGCAGCUAGCCACAGGAAUUAGCAUGAUACUUUAUUUGCAGUAAAACAUUAGAUUUAUUUUUUGUUCUUUCCGGGGUCACGCGGGCACUGGGCCCGCCCACUGCGUAUGACACGUCAUCCCAGGAUACAAACAAGCAUGGCGGCGGACGCCAGCAGCGUUGCUCUGCUGGCGGGUUCGGCGCUCGUUGUUGUCGUACUCUCCUGGUUCUGUGCUUCUAGUUUACACUUGGUGGUACCGGCGGGGGCUUUCGCCCUUCUGGUGGCCACUCUGCGGUGGCGAGAUGGGGAGACGCACCGGCGAGCCUGUGUCCUGGUGCUUGGAGACCUCGGCCGUAGCCCCCGGAUGCAGUAUCACGCAAGUUCUCUCAGCAAACAUGGCUAUGACGUCACGUUUGUGGGGUUUCUUGACUCGAAGCCUCAUGAUGACAUUGUGACCAACAAGAAGAUCCGCAUCGCACCCAUCUCAGAAGUGAGAGGAGUGUCAGUGGGACCGAGGCUUCUCAAGUACGCCUCUAAAGUCCUGCUCCAGGUUCUGCAGCUUCUCCUGGUCCUGUUGACGAUGAAGCGCCAGGCUCUCAUUCUGCUGCAGAACCCUCCAGGGCUCCCUGCCAUGGCGGUGGUGUGGUUGGUCAGCAUUCUCCGGGGAAGCAGCUUCGUCAUGGACUGGCACAACUACGGCUUCACCAUCAUGGCACUGAGUCUGGGAGCCAAACACCCGCUGGUCCGCCUGGCUGAGCGGUACGAGCGUUUCUUCGGCCCACUGGCCACUCAGAACCUGUGCGUGACCGAGGCCAUGAAGGAUGACCUGAAGAAUAACUGGAAAGUCAAGGCGACGACACUGUACGAUCGACCGGCCGCCGUCUUCUGGGAAACACAGCUGCCCGAGCAGCAUGAGCUGUUCCGAAGUCUGGGCGCCGCCCACCCCGUCUUCCUGUCCAGCAGGAGCGAAGAGGAUGGUGGGAAGGAGACGACAGCCUUCACGGUGAAAAACCUUGCAAACCAAUCGGUCACUUUGAGACCGGACCGACCGGCUCUGUUGGUCAGCAGCACCAGCUGGACGGAGGACGAGGACUUCUCCGUGCUGCUCGGCGCCCUGGAAGAGUACGACGAGUUAGUGAUGGGCGGAGCCCCGUUACCUCACCUGCUGUGUGUCAUCACAGGGAAAGGACCUCUGAAGACUCACUACUGUCGGCAGAUUGACUCCCUGCAGCUGCAGCACGUCCACAUCUGCACGCCAUGGCUGGAGGCUGAGGAUUAUCCUCGACUUCUGGGAUCUGCUGACCUCGGCGUUUGUCUGCACAAGUCGUCCAGCGGUUUAGACCUGCCCAUGAAGGUGGUCGACAUGUUCGGCUGCUGCCUGCCUGUGUGCGCCGUCCACUACCACUGUCUGCAGGAGCUGGUGCAGCCGGGCGUCAAUGGUCUGGUCUUCAGGGACCAGCAGCAGCUGGCUGCACAGCUGAAGUCUCUGCUGGAAGGUUUUCCCGGGUCCUGCACCAGACUGGACCAAUUCAGAAGAAACCUCCGAGCCAGCAGGGGGCAGCGCUGGGAUGACAACUGGGACCAAAACGUUCUUCCUCUGAUCUCAGCUCAUUGACCUCAGGAGAAGGUCAGACAGAAGUCAUCAACGUUUUGACCUGGUCUCAGUUUGGACCAGAACCGGAGCUGGAGGUGGAAGCGGACUCUGAUCUGGCUACAAACCAGAAUCUCAUUGGUUCUGAUAGAACCUCCCACUGGACCUGCUGGUGGUCUCACCAGACUUUAUGUGGUGCUCUUCGAUUCAAACACGUUUGGACGAGUCAGAACCUGGUUGCUAAUGAUCUAACGUUUGACCCGCGAGCAAAGUCUUUUGAGUACAGUUAAGACUCCAGGAACAUUCCAGGACUGAGGUUUGUCAAGUGGUUUAAUGGUCCACAGUCACGUGACGUUCCUAGCAUUCUGUCCAUCACUCCACUUUUCAAACAUAGGCGAUGUGACCAGCUGAAUCAGUUGAAUUGGUGAGUUUCUGUUGUAGUGGAAAACCUGAUUGACAGGUCCAUCGAUCACAUGAUGAUGUAUCCCAGCAGAUUCUGUCAAAUAAAGAUUUGGGU